AGUAGUGUAUUGGUGUUCCCAGCUUCCGAGCGCGGCCUCGCGAACUCGUUGCACGCGAGUUAUCACAUUAUUGAAUAUCGGUCCGAAUAUUUAUAUGACAUAAGUGUUAAAUUGUGUUAGUGUUGUGCUGGUUCGCUUAAAUCGUUCGAUGUGUGAAGAUUUUGUGGAAAAUAAGGAGUGAUGUUACAUAAUAAGUGAAUGUGGACUGAUUUUUCAGUGCGUGAAUUUUAUGUACUUUUAUGGUGACAGUAUUUACACUUAGUGACCAUGGCGCCAUCAAGCGACGGCCACGCGUAUUAUUACGUUUUAAAUCGAUGUUACCUGAGCAUGAGUGCGACUUUAGUAGUUUAAGCUACUCGGCUGAGCCGGGGGAUACCAUAGCUACAACCAAAGAAGAGGAAUGGGUCACACGCAAGACGAGCGAAGUGACUACGACCCGUCAGAUCGCCACGAGAGUCAAACGGGAGCUCAUACUAGAAGAUGGGCGCAUCCUGAGCGACUCCGGACCGAAGAUAUCCACCUCCGUCAACGAAGACACACACACCACCAAUUUUCAACAGACUGAGCAUCGAGUGCCCGACGGACAAAAUGAAGAAGUCGCGGAUGAGGUGGAAGGCGCUGUCGGAGCACGGAUUGAAGAAUUGGAAGCCACUCCGACUACUGGCGGGGAAGUGGCACCAGCGGGGGCCAAGGUGAUGGUCUCCUCGAAAGUGGUCGCCAAUCCUGACGGGAAGGUCCGAGAGAGUCAUGAUAAGAAAAUCCUCACGAGGAACAUCACAGAACGCGUCAGAGAGACAGAGGAGCGAAUACACAGAGGCGAUACCACGCAUGAGGCUUUGAUCGCUGCAGUAAAUGAGACCAAGGAAGAAGACAUUCGCGAUGCUUUAAAGACACAGACUGAGCAGCAACUAGCAUUAGUGCCACGGGGGCCGACGGUGGUGAAGGAUACUGUCGCCUAUAACACCACCAUCAAUACUGAUGAUACGGAAGAGUUGCGAGCGCUACGUCCUGAUGGGACGAUCGUGACGGAGACGCGACACACGAAGGAACAAGAACGAAUCUGUGACGAAGAAUUGUCGAAAGAAGAGGCUAAAUCAUUGCCAAGCGACAAGAGUAUAGUUGAAGAGACGGGCGGUACAGAGAAACGUAAGCGGGUGGACCUGGAGACGAGCACCGAUCUCAUGGCGGGAGGCUUGCGGGUCGCUCACACUGUACACUCCAAGAAUCGGAUUGAAGAAGUUGAGAGGGAAGGCCAGCCAAACAUGGAUGAUGAUUGGGACAGUUUAUCAGUGCGAAUGCGACGCCAGCGCCGCCUCCGACAUGCUGAUCCCGAGAAAGACUACAAGCGGCCCGUCGACUUCGACAUCGAGGAAGAGACGCGCAAGAAAGAAACAUCUAAGUGGCUCGAGAGUCAUUUUGGCAGCGAGUCGCGCUCCUCACAUGACUCAAUCGCCGAGGAGAUAGGACAGCGGCCCGAGCCCACCUUCUACAAAAACAAAACCGCUGAAGACGAAGGCUACUACGGGAAAACUUCGUCGGGGCCACCACCACCUGUGUACGGCGAUCGAGUGCUGAGGAAAACAAAGUCUUCCACGCCAUCGGACGAGAGACCCGCGCCUGUUAACAGAACUGGAGGAUACUUCAAAGGCGUCGCGGAUUGGUCACAAAGGAGAGCGACCAAGCCGAGAAUGCCAGAGCCACGAAGUUCGUCACCAUCGCCUCCCGCAGUUCGUUCGCCUUACGCCAGUGAUGACAGACUUAACGGAUCUUCCCCAAAACACGUGUAUGGGAAGCGUGAUUCACCCCAAGGAAGGUCGUCACCAAUCGGCCGCCGUCAUCCGCCUUCACGCGACGACUCCGCUUACGUAUCAUCAUCUACAAUGCACAGUCCUCCUAGAGGGUCGCCAUUCCGGCCAUUGGAAACCGACCGCUCAUUCCGUGAGCCUUCAGUCGAAGACGAUUACCGUCCAAUGGCACCUGAACGUAAACGACAGUCAAAGCAGCGGUUAUCCGAGGACCAUCGCUAUGACAGUGGGUACAGGAGUUCAUCGCGGAAUGAAAAUUCGGGUCGGUCACGGGACAGCCGCGAGGAAGGAGCCACGGAGCCGCCUCCGGACUACUCUCCGCCAAGGGAACGGCGCGAGAGCUCCGACAGAGACCGCACCCCUCCGCGACGGCGCGACCGUGAUGAACGUAAACAAAAUCAGAAAACUCGUUUUGCCGACAACGGUCGUCGGCCGUCUCCGGCGCGGAAAUCAGUCGGCUCGGCGAUCGGAAACUCGAUACGGAAGCUAGUGGGCAAGAUAAGGUCGGCUUCUGCGGAGCGGAGGGCUAAGUGGCGGAAUUCGCGGACUCCGUCGCCGGAGCAUUCAUCGCGUACGUAUAAGCAGUACGGCGGUGAGCUGGCACCACCGACGGCGCCCCCGCAUCGGUACUACCUCGGAGAGGACCCCUUCGCGCCCAGCAUCUACGGCCGUGAGCACAAGUACGAGGGCAGUUCGAGGCGCGCAGUCGGUAGCGACGCCCGCGACCAUCGCGAACACCGCGACAGAGGCCAGUUUUCGAGCACGUUGGGUCGAUUUAGUCACUCCACCAGUAGACUGAAUCCGAACAGCGAGCCGGAAGAAGAUUACACACGCAGUGCACAGACUCUGCCACGUAAGCUGCACGAACGUAAAGAGAAAGCUGCCGAGAAGCCGAGCUCCAACAAAUACUGGCAUCGAUUGACGCCGAACAAGCGGUCCACAAGUGCCGUUAACGUAUCAAAUAACGUAACUGCAUCGCCUGAUGGCAAAAUAAACGGAUACCCACCAGGACCAGCUAAACCUGCACGCACGUAUAAAGCUUUGAACAGAAGCAAGAGUUUUGCCAUGGGCGCCCCCGAGCAAGAGACCACCCACCCGCGCUAUGUUUCAACUAUGAACAGAAAUUAUUCCACCAUGUAUAAAUCCAAUCCCCACCUCAGUAGACUGGAUGAAACGCCAGAACAAUUGAAGAGUCCAGGAAUCGUAUCCAUUAUCAACCGUAGUCAACGAGAUUUAGCUGAUGCGGUCUCUCGUGAGACAGAAAGAAGGCGAGACGGUCUUUUCGGAGCGCGUUAUGGCAAAACUACUCCAAUGACUAACGGUUCGAAUGGUUACAGUCAAAAAUACGAAGAUACAGAUAAGAAAAAGAUAUUUCUUAAAGGUCUUCGUGAGCGUGCACCAGAUUUGUACCAAACUUUACAUGCAGACGAGGAAUCGGAUGGAAGCAGAUUGUCGUCAAGAUACGGCACACCGUCCCCACACUACAAAGAACGCGUAUCCGAGGAACGUGUAUCGAAAACACCGUUAUUCAAGACGGAAUCAUUAAACAGAGAGACAAGUCCCUUCGUAUCAAGGUUGGAGACGAGAUUGAAGUCACCGGCUAUAAGGCGGGGAAGCAACAGCAGCGACAAUUACUCCGAAACUUACAGAUACACGACGAGAUCUGGAGACCCAGAGCGUCCGAGCGUCACCGACACAGUCGAAACUGUUAGCAAGAAAAUAGUGCCUUCCAGAGACGGCCGCUCCAAGGAAAUCAUAGAAUCGAGGGAGAUAAACUCAGUCACUAAAAGUAGAGGAUAUAAAGCGGAACCAGCGCCUAUCAAAUAUAUAGAGAACGGAAACCGGCCAUCCCCAUUCGUCUAUGAAUCUAAAAACGGGCCAUAUACAGAAAGAAAAUCUAGUAGUUACAAAGUAACUGAGAAAGUAAGAGAUUAUUAGUAACUUUCAUAGAAUUGAAAGGGAGUAAACGUCAAUUAUGCCAUAU
Molecule: messenger RNA, 3789 nt
Organism: Manduca sexta (tobacco hornworm)
Lineage: Eukaryota; Metazoa; Arthropoda; Insecta; Lepidoptera; Sphingidae
Gene: chas
Product: serine/arginine repetitive matrix protein 2
Exons: 12
Coding region: 240-3743 (1167 amino acids)
Source: RefSeq, a predicted model, not a curated record